CGUGUAUCGACCAUCUGUGAUGGCUGUCGCAACACACUGACAGAUUCACUGAGCACGAAACGAAGUGAACACCCGUGUUCUGCUCCCGGGUCGACAGUGAUAUUUAACGUACACACCAGGCGUACACACGUACACGCGCUACAGCACAACUCAGGUGUGUCUAGUCGGUUUCUUUGAAAAUGGAAGACGCGUCAACUAAAGCGAGAAUCGAAUCCACGACCGACGAGGUGUUCGCUUUAUAUCGUAAACAUGGCGAUGUGGACUAUAUCGGUGAACCAGUGACGCAAAGUGAACAUGCCGUGCAAUGUGCUAUGCUGGCCAACAAAGAUGGAUAUCCCGAGGAGGUAAUUUUGGGCGCACUAUUUCACGAUAUUGGCCAUGUGCUUGGAAUAGACAGAGGAAUGCAGAGAAUGAUUACGGGUGAUGUUCAACUUGGAACAGCUGAUCACGACAUCGUAGGUGAAGAUUACCUAAAAAACCUUGGUUUUCCAUCAAGUGUAACAGAUAUUGUGAGAGGGCAUGUUAGUGCUAAGAGGUACCUUGUCGCUACAGACAAGAAGUAUAAUGAUAACUUAACCGUGGCCAGUAAAAUGACUCUGGUUCAUCAAGGGGGUCCCAUGACCAGAGAAGAAGCUGAUGAGUUUGAGAAGAAUCCUAAUUUUGAGGCGAUAUUGAAGAUGCGACAUUGGGAUGAAUCUGCUAAAGAUCCAUAUGUCAAAAUGAACCAAAUAUUGGACUAUGUUGAAUUGUGUAAAAGGGUCUUGAAAAAUAAUCUGAAGUGAUGUAGAUGGAUAAUAUUAAAAGUAUGUUUUAAUGUAAUUAUGUAAAUUGGAUAAAUCUAUAUUGAUGAAAAUAGAAACACAUUAAAAGUGAUCUUCUAUAUUCC
Messenger RNA from Saccoglossus kowalevskii, 886 nucleotides. RefSeq names its product HD phosphohydrolase-like. Lineage: Eukaryota; Metazoa; Hemichordata; Enteropneusta; Harrimaniidae. The record is from RefSeq and is marked validated.